GAUAAACGAUUAUCAUUUAUUAUUGUAUUCAAAUAUUUGCGAGUGAGGAGUGAAGCCUAAUCCACAUGUUGCGAAAUACAAAAAUAUGGAAAAUACAAAAUGUUGAAGUUAUCAGUUUUAUUGCUAGUUUAUUACUUUGUUGAUGGAACAGAAACCACCAACACAACGUUCGAAAAUUUGGUAUGGAACGUUGGAAGUUCCAUCAAUGUGACCAUUGGUCCAAAAGAUGCGGUCUACUGCAGUAUUAGAGACGACAGAUACCAAACAGUUUCCGAAGGACCCGGUCCAUGCAGAAUCGUCGUGGAUAGAGUAACUAUUUAUCACAAAGGACUAUGGACUGCCUUUUAUGGCGAGGCAGGCACAGAUGUAUAUCGAAAUAGCACUUUCGAAGUGCAGGUGACAGGAGACAUUUACGCGGGGGCUAUCCCGGUGUUGGCGUAUGAGGGCCAGGAGUUAACUAUGUCUUGUCCCGCGGGUACGGAAAUUGGCUACUGCUACAUCAUUGCACCGAAUGGUACAGUCUACAAUAUUGAUCCAUAUACCUCAACACCACUCUACGAGUACGAAGGCAGUAGUUUCGAUGCAGGAGACUGUGGCCUCAAGUUCUAUAACUUUCGGAGAUCAGACAAUGGUGGCUGGACCUGUCAUGUUGGAUUACAAGAUGCCAUUGAUGCAAACGAGUAUUGGACUUUCUGUGCCGUUUAUGUAUCUGAUCCUGUUGAAAAACACCGUACAUGGUUGUACUUCGCCAUUCCUUGCUUGGUGAUGAUCUUCAUAUCAUUCAUCCUCGUUAUCAUGAAAAACCGCAAGUGGACUUACGUGAGAACCGCUACAGAAGAUGACCAGGCACUCAGCAGAGUCAUAUAGUCCUGCUUAAUCAUAUAACCAUCCAAUGAUCUUUCUAAUGUGGGUAAUCGAAAGAAAGUACGUAGGUAGGCAGUAUUAUGACAUUAGAAAGAAAGGAGUUCCUGUCUUUUGAACAAGUUCCAUGUGGUGGCCUUUGUGUUUCAGAGCCGAUAUGAGUAACCAUUCGAAUAAUCCCCGUUCCGAUUUAUUAUGACCUGACGAUUUAAAUGAUUUUCAAGAACUAGGUAGAUAAGUAUUUUGUACCUAUCAUUUAAGUGCUAAAAGUAGUUUAGAAGAUAAAGUGACCUACAACAAAAUAGUAGAAUUAUGAUUAGAUAGGUACUCGAAUUGUCGGUUUGAAUAAAAGAAUACAUGACUAAACAAAGACUUAUUAAUGAAAGAGGAAAAUUAUUUCAGGGCGGACUUUUAAUAAAAUGACAAACAGAAGAAUAUUAAGUAUGUACCUAAGUAAGAUACGAAGUAUAUAGAAUAACUUAACGAUGUAUCAAUGAAUGCAAU
Messenger RNA from Helicoverpa armigera (cotton bollworm), 1365 nucleotides. RefSeq lists its product as uncharacterized. The record is from RefSeq and is a predicted model, not a curated record. The transcript is spliced from 6 exons. Lineage: Eukaryota; Metazoa; Arthropoda; Insecta; Lepidoptera; Noctuidae. Bases 100 to 867 code for a protein of 255 amino acids.